UAAGCUCAGUGUUGGCUGGAAUGGCAACGUCUAGGGCAUCGAAGUCCGAGCUUCCCCCUUCCUCUCUCUCUCUCUUUCUUUCUUAUAUACUCAGUUUCUAAAUUAAACUAAAUUAAUUCCUCUUCCUGUAGCUUCUUCUUCCUCGCAAAACCCUAACCCAAAAUUCUCUCUUUCGAAGUCGCUCCUCCUCCAGCUCUCCUCUGACUGAUAAUGGCGGACUAUCCAGACUACGAUUAGGAGUGCAGCGAAAGUAUAUCCCGUCGAUUCCGGGUCGGUGUCGAGUCCUGAUUAGCCGCUAAAAGAUAUGCUGGAUCCGCACUCUGCGCGCUUCUGUAGUGAGGCUUCUGCCUUCUGCCUGCUUGCAGGUGACAGCUCUUACAGGAAGCGGAGGGUUAAAAUAUUUAAACAAGAGCACUUAAGAGAGCAGCUAAGCUUACUUGCCAAUCGAUGAUGUUUGUGAUAGAGCUGCAGAAAGCUAAAGCUGCGGGCUGACAUCGCUAGCCAUGGAUGGGCAGCUUUGAAAGGUCUCUUCUUUUUUCGUUUUCAACUGCCCCCUUCCUCCCCUUUUUAUCUACACAACCACUCAGAAAAAGGACAACGCCACCGCCAUCCAGAAAUCGUGGAUCUUUUUAUUUCAGCAGCUUCUCUCUCUAUCCCUCUCUCUCCCCCUCCACCUUUCUUCCUCUCUCCCCCUCAUAUAAUUACAGGUGUGGUAGAGGACAAGUUAUAACUGGGAACUAAGAAGAAAUGAGCUUGGGUUGAAGAUGGAGGUGAAACAACAAGCCAGCAAGCGAUCCCGCUUCAGCAACUGCAAUAAGGACAACGAAUUGCCCCGCACUAUGACCUUAUCUCAGUCAUCGUCGCGGAUCUUCAGAGUUUCUCGAGCUUCUGGCGGCAAAGACCGCCAUAGCAAGGUGUUCACCUCCAAAGGGCUCCGUGACCGGCGAGUUCGCCUCUCUGUUUCCACGGCAAUCCAGUUCUACGACCUUCAAGACCGACUAGGCGUCGACCAGCCCAGCAAGGCCAUCGAGUGGCUUAUCAAGGCCGCUUCCCCCGCCAUUUCUGAACUCCCCUCUCUCGUUUCUUCGUUCCCCGAGUUCGCGGACAUUAGUAAGAUGAAUGCUGAGAGUAGUAAGAUGAAUACCGAGGCCGAGCCUGGUUGCAGUAGCACCUCAGAGACAAGCAAGGGCUCGGUACUAUCCCUCUCUCGCUCAGAAAUACGCAUCAAGGCGAGGGAACGAGCUCGCCUUCGUGCUGCAAAGGAUCAGGAAGAGAAGAGAGAGGAUGCCGGAGAUCAUCUUGACACCACGGAACAACAUCCUCAGGAUAUGAAUCAGAGCUCGUUCACUGAGCUUCUAAGUGCUGGUUCAGCUAGCGAAACAGCUCAAAUUCAGGAAAUAUUGCGACCAUCCACUGUUACUGCUGACUACUUUGGCCAAGCUGGCUUCUUUGCUCGAACUCAACAUGUACCACCUACGUUCUGUUCCACCAAAAGUCAAAAUUUUGGCAUCUCUUCUUCAGUGGGAAUGAUGCCUUACAAUAUCGCCGCAGCCACAGGAGAUAAUCCAGAGAUGCAACAGUUCUCUUUUAUAAAUGACCAUACGGAUUACAAUGUCAACUUCUCCAUCGCACCAGGUCUUACCGGUUUUUACAGGGGGACCCUUCAGUCCAAUCCAUCGGCUCACUCGCCAUUUUCUCCUGCUUCCAUUGAUGUGCAAAACUUGCCGUUCAUCCUCGGUGCAGCGGCUACAUCGACAGAGGCUAACUUCCAUUCUAUAUUCGACAGUCGGCUGCAGCUCAGUAGGGAGCCGACAACUCCAUUUUGCUUGGAUGGUUACAGGCCCUCAGACCUCAAAGGAAAGAGAAAAAGCUGAUUUUGAAGGCAUGGCAGUCAUGGAGCUUUCAAGAACUUCUCUUUGCUGAUCGAGAGAGAAAAGCUGGGAACUGAAGCUGACAACAGCCAUGAUGAAUCCAGAUGAUUCUGUUCCUUCAACAUCCAACUUCAUCAAUUCUAGUAGUGUAUGUAUUGCUGUAACUACUAUUAACCAGCAUUCCUGUCAUUUAUUUUGAUCCCUAUUAUGAUUUCCAUUCAUGAUUUGUGUUCCAAGAAUGAUAUUUUUCAGUGUGCUUGAAUCAUUGGAUCUUUUUGUAUUUACUAUGAGAGAUCUUCUCUCCAGAGCUUGGUUUUAAUGCGUGUAAGGCUAAUUAAUAAAGGUGCAGGUGCCUCGUCAACUUUGUACUCUGUUAAA
This is a messenger RNA of Dendrobium catenatum, 2249 nucleotides long. Its product is annotated as transcription factor TCP24-like. The transcript is spliced from 3 exons. Gene Ontology annotation, cellular component: nucleus. NCBI's taxonomy places the organism in Eukaryota, Viridiplantae, Streptophyta, Magnoliopsida, Asparagales, Orchidaceae. Gene Ontology annotation, biological process: regulation of secondary shoot formation. Gene Ontology annotation, molecular function: DNA-binding transcription factor activity; sequence-specific DNA binding. The coding region runs from base 765 to 1874 and encodes 369 amino acids. The record is from RefSeq and is a predicted model, not a curated record.